GAGAGAGAUGCGUUCUAGCGGGAUCAGCGUAAUUGUUGUCGUUCGCCACCUGGCGUGGCUGGUGCUAAUUUUGUGCUCAUGGCCGCGGGUUGCAGCUGCUCAGGCUCAACAAGCACCAAAAACUGAUCCAGUCGAAGCGGCCGCCCUGAACACGAUCCUAGGGAGAUGGGGCAAGAAGGCAUCGUGGGAGUGGAACAUUAGCGGCGAGCUCUGCAGCGGUUUCGCCUCUACUGAAAUCGACUGGGAUUACUACCCCACCAUCAACCCGUUCAUCAAAUGCGAUUGCAGUUUCAGCAACAACACCCUCUGCCAUAUUACCAAACUGAGGGUAUAUAAAUUGGGAGUAGUUGGUCAAAUACCUGCAGAGCUACAGAAUCUCACCCACCUAGAGUAUUUGAACUUUAAUUAUAAUUACUUGACUGGUGCCAUUCCAUCAUUCAUUGGAAAAUUCAGUUCAAUGAAAUAUUUGGCAUUAGCUUCAAAUUCACUGUCCGGACAACUUCCAAAGGAACUUGGGAACCUCACCAAUCUUCUCUCGUUGGGCAUUAACUUAAAUAAUUUUACCGGUGUACUUCCUGAAGAGCUGGGCAACAUGACCAAACUUCAGCAAUUGUAUGUUGCUAGUUCUGGAUUCAGCGGUCGGUUUCCUUCGACGUUUUCAAAGCUUCGCAACCUGAAGUUAUUGAGAGCAUCAGACAAUGGAUUCAUAGGGAAGAUACCUCAUUAUUUUGGCAGCAUGACUAAUUUAGAAGAUAUUGGUUUCGAAGGAAACUCAUUUGAAGGACCAAUUCCAGAAAAUCUGUCUAAUCUGACCAGAUUAGAAAACUUACGGAUUGGAGAUAUAGUAAGUGGGGCCUCUUCAUUGGCAUUUAUCAGUAAUCUGACAUCUCUGUACCAACUGAUAUUAAGAAACUGUAAGAUAUCGGGUGAUCUCAGAGCAUUAGAUUUUUCCAAGUUUCGAACACUAAUAUCGCUGGACCUAAGUUUUAACAAUAUCACAGCCCAACUUCCUUAAUCCAUCCUACAUUUGUCGUGAAUUCCUGUUUAUUGGGACAAUUUAUGUAAGGAUGCAUGAUAGUAAAAGCUCUUCACAUAGAGCAAUGUAUGUCAAAAAUAAUAAUCAGCGGAGCAGUAUAGCACAAAUAUUUUGAUAAUAGAAUGAUGUAUCAGUAUCUAUAUAUGAUACAGUUCUGCAAUGCUUAGGAGAUUAUUUUUGUACAAUUCUGCAGUACUGGAAUCUUCCCUUCCUCGGCUACCUAGAAUAAUUUGCAGUUCUAAGUAUAAAAUUACCAUAUUUGUGUUUGAGAGGAAAAUUUAGAUCAUUGAAUAUUUAUUUUGUGAAAUGAUUUUGGUAACAAACAGCUUUUACUUGUUAGUAUUACACCCAAGUUGGUAUCCACGUACCUAGAAUACUACCGUGCCAAUUAUGAUAGUCUGCGAAGUCUGAAAUUUAUUAAAAUUUUCGAUAAAAUUCACUCGCAGCUCUCUGGUUUGACUUGUGAGCAUUGGUGA
Oryza sativa Japonica Group (Japanese rice) is the source of this 1512-nucleotide messenger RNA. The record is from RefSeq and is a predicted model, not a curated record. Lineage: Eukaryota; Viridiplantae; Streptophyta; Magnoliopsida; Poales; Poaceae.